Messenger RNA from Lymnaea stagnalis (great pond snail), 2057 nucleotides. The record is from the annotation of a GenBank genome assembly. NCBI's taxonomy places the organism in Eukaryota, Metazoa, Mollusca, Gastropoda, Lymnaeidae.
UUGGCCAGAUCGCCGUCAGAAACAUGUAUUGGAGACUCGCUUUCAUUUCUUUGGCCUGCCUCAUUUAUUUAACAGGUAAUGUAUGACUGAUUUUUUUCACGUCCUAACUUUUAAUCAAACAAAAGUUAAGUAAGUAUCAUACUUAUAUCAUUGUCCAUGUAUUUAAACACAACAUUAUUUGUCACAUUUUGUUUCCAGAGUCGGAGUCUGAUUUUUGUUUACAGGAGGGUACAGCUUUUCCGAUAGAAUUUGUGUAGCUUACAUUGACCUGGUUUUCUAAAACCGGCUUUUAUAAAAAUUUGGACUAAAAUAGUAAAGUUCAUGUAAAUAAUAUUAAACUCAUAAAGCAGUAGCUUGGUAUCGCAUUUGUAGCUAGACUGGUGACCCAUAGAACAAGACAUUGGUAGCUAGACUGGCGACCCAUAGAACAAGACAUUUUUUGCAGGGCUGACGAAUCAUAGAUAAGGCAUUUGUAGCAGGACUGACAAGUCAUAGAACAAGACAUUGGUAGCAGGGCUGACGAAUCAUAGAUAAGGCAUUUUAGCAGGACUGACGAUUCAUAGAACAAGACAUUGGUAGCAGGACUGAAGAGUCAUAGAAAAAGACAUUUGUAGCAGGACUGACGAGUCAUAGAACAAGACAUUGGUAGCAGGGCUGACGAAUCAUAGAUAAGGCAUUUGUAGCAGGACUGACGAGUCAUAGAACAAGACAUUGGUAGCAGGACUGAAGAGUCAUAGACAAAGACAUUUGUAGCAGGACUGAUGACCCAUCUAACGACAUUGGUAUCAGGUCUGAUGACUCAUAAUAAUAGACAGUUGUAGAAGGACUGAAGAUUCAAAGAACAUAGAACAAGACAUUGGUAGCAGGACUGAAGACUCAUAGAACAAGACAGUGGUAGUAGGACUGAAGACUCAUAGAACAAGACAUUGGUAGCAGGACUGAUGACCCAUGGAACUAGACAUUUGGAGUAUUUAUCUCAGUCUACGUAGCCUUAAAGAUCUCCUGGCUCCCAAUCUUCACUCAAUCGCCGCCUCCAAAUAUUCCGACGUAUGCUGAAGAAAUCUCGCUUUAUCCACAGACGCCUGCUUACGUGCAGAGACCAAACCUGUCUAUGAUGACCCAGCGGUCAACUGGAGGUUCUCAAUCAAAUGCAGGUUCUACCCGUGCCGGGGCGACAACAUCAUCAAAGUAAUCUCACUUAAACUUGUGAGAACCUCUGGCUCACGCUCACAGAAAAUAGGUCAAAUCAGCAAUAACUGGUCCAACCGGUUAUUCCAUUACUUCCCAUUUUUUAACAAAGUUGUAUACAGACCCAACCAGGGUCAUUCAUUCCUAUCAGCCCAGUGGACAGUUCCAUACGUGCAGAGUCCCAGUUUCUACCAGUGUGUGGCCGUCGGCAGGGACCGUGCAGGGCGUCUCCGCACUUUCAAGAAACUUGCCUUUUUGGGAGGAGCUGGAAGAUUUCCAUUCGGUAGAUACAAACCCUACAGAACUCGUCUAAGGCAAUGCCUCGCGCGAGAGAAAGCGCUAUCCAAUGAAAGAACGCAAUACCUAACCCAAUUCGUGGCAGUGAGAGACGAACUAAGGAAGAUCAAUGAAGCAAGGGGCAAUCUUUUCCACGGGGCUCUACAUUACGGCGGUCAUCGAUAUUAUGCUUCAAAAUUUCAGUUCGAGACUGUGGAGACGGCUCAGGCGAUCUGUCAGUCGACCGGUGGGUACCUGGUUGAGCUGGACAAUGCCGGCGAGUACUACGCCUUCAGAAAUUACAUCAUCGGGCUCCAUUUAAGGGCAGAGAGCGUUCUUUUGGGGGGCACGGACCAGGCACGCGUGGGCACUUGGGUUUUCCAGCACAGCGGGAGGUACAUACCUUAUUUUGAUUGGGUCCCAGGUGAACCUUCCAAUGGCGGGAUUCAGCGCUGCAUGUCAUUGUGGUUGUCUAGAGGUGCCCGGAUGGAUAACAUCCACUGCUGGAGGGUUGGUUCAGUUGUUCACUUUGCCUGCGAGGUGCCUAGCUCGGCUGAUUUGUAAACGAUUAUGAAUUAAACCAAUCCGAAUUG